Molecule: messenger RNA, 4261 nt
Organism: Cavia porcellus (domestic guinea pig)
Lineage: Eukaryota; Metazoa; Chordata; Mammalia; Rodentia; Caviidae
Gene: Chst9
Product: carbohydrate sulfotransferase 9
Exons: 8
Coding region: 323-1651 (442 amino acids)
Biological process (GO): carbohydrate biosynthetic process; proteoglycan biosynthetic process
Cellular component (GO): membrane
Molecular function (GO): sulfotransferase activity
Source: RefSeq, a predicted model, not a curated record
AGCGGGCUGCGCGCUCCUGCUCCCGGCCAGCCAGCGGCCCGCGGCGCGUAGUCCCGGAGUUCGCCCGGAGCGCGGCGAAGUUUCCUCCGGAGUCCGCGCCCGCCACGGCGGGGCCCGCUGCCGGCUGCCCGCGAGUAGCAUCCUCCAGCAAAUGAGCACCUUGCAUGUAGAUACUGUUAGGCAAAUGAGGGAGACCACGGUGAUCAUGGUGACUUGCUAAAGGUCACGUUGGUUACUUUAUAGAAUGGAUCCAUAGAGAGCAAGAAAGAAUUGAAGCUUUAAGGAAAAGCAAUCCUGUGGCCUUCAGAUUCAGUGAUGAGAAAUGCAGCCAUCUGAAAUGGUCAUGAACCCCAGACAAGUCUUCCUGUCUCUGCUGAUAUUUGGAGUGGCAGGGCUGCUCCUCUUCAUGUAUCUGCAAGUCUGGAUUGAAGAACAACAUACAGGGAGAAUGGAGAAGAAAAGAGAACAGAAAGCAAGUUCAGGAUGGGGGCCAGUAAAUUACUUGCAGCCUGCACUCAGAACCAUGACUGCAGAAAAAAUCCAGGAACAUAUUACCAAUCAGAACUCCAAGUUUCACAUGCCUGAGGUUCUGAUGGGAAAAAAGGAAAAUCUCCUUGAUCCUGAGAGACCUACUAGGAACCUAACAAAGAUCAGCGUUUCACAAGCAGGGGAUCAAGCUUUGAAUAAGAUCACAAGGUCAUCAAUAAGUAAGGCAGUUGAAAAACAUCGAGGAACUCAGAUGCUUUCUGUGAAAUCCAGUGAAACUAAUUGGCCAUUGGACAUUCGGCCUUUAAACAAAAGUUUAGUCAAAGACAGCAAAUGGAAAAACACUGAUGAAACCCAAGAGAAACGGAGGUCCUUCCUUCAGGAGUUUUGCAGGAAAUAUGGUGCAGUGAGCCAUCGCCAAUCACAUCUUUUUCAUAUGGUGUCUAGGAUCUACGUGGAAGAUAAGCACAAAAUCUUAUACUGUGAAGUGCCCAAGGCUGGAUGCUCCAACUGGAAAAGGAUUCUGAUGGUACUAAAUGGGUUGGCUUCCUCUGCAUACAACAUCUCCCAUGAUGCCGUCCACUAUGGAAAGCAUUUGAAAAAGCUAGAUAGCUUUGACUUAAGAGGGAUAUACACGCGCUUAAAUACCUACACCAAAGCUGUGUUUGUCCGUGAUCCAAUGGAAAGAUUAGUGUCAGCAUUUCGAGACAAAUUUGAACACCCCAAUAGUUAUUACCAUCCGGUAUUUGGAAAAGCAAUUAUAAAGAAAUAUCGACCAAAUGCCUGUGAAGAAGCCUUAAAUAAUGGAUCUGGGGUCAAAUUCAAAGAAUUCAUCCACUAUUUGCUGGAUUCGCACCGUCCCGUUGGAAUGGACAUUCACUGGGAAAAGGUCAGCAAACUCUGCUAUCCAUGUUUGAUCAACUAUGAUUUUGUAGGGAAAUUUGAAACUUUGGAAGAAGAUGCCAAUUACUUUCUACAGAUGAUUGGUGCUCCAAAAGAGCUUAAGUUUCCAAAUUUUAAGGAUAGGCACUCUUCUGAUAAAAGAACCAAUGCUCAAGUGGUGAGACAGUAUUUAAAGGACCUAAAUAGAACUGAGAGACAGUUAAUCUAUGACUUUUAUUACUUGGACUACUUGAUGUUUAAUUAUACAACUCCAUUUUUGUAAUCUGCAUUUAUUUUCUAAAAUCUGUACUUACUUAAUAAUGCUGGCCUCAAAUCAGCUACUGUGAUUUUCUUAUAAUUCUCUGUAUGAGGGAAAUUUAACUAAAUGCAGUUGUCUUGAUUUAAUGAUGAUUUUUACCAAAUACCAUGACAGCAAUUGGCACAGAGCUAUAGGAAAAUCACCUAAUGGACAUACAGACAUAUAUAAACAACUUGAGUUACUUUUAAAUGUUUGGAAAGGAGCUGCUUUGGCAUUGUGGAUCAUAUUGUUGAAGCAAUAACCCAGCUAGCUGCAACAGUAACUAAAACAGCCUCUUGUAAUCACAGAAUAAGAGGUCUGAAAGAGCAUGAAUAUGUAUCUCUACUCUGGAAUUAAUUGUCUAAAAUGCAUGAAUAUAUUUUUAGCAGUUUGUGGAAUAUUCAUCAGACCAUUGGAUAGUUUUCUUACACUUCAGAAAUCUUUCUAUCAACUAUAAUGAUAAAUUGAUUUUGAAAUGAUAUUUGGAAUUGGGCAGUUUACAUUAAGUUGGAAGACGUUUUAUGACUUACAAUAUGAAAAUGUAGCAGAAAAACAAGAAAAAACUAUGACUUUUUAUAAGCAACAAAAGCAACCUUCUGUCAGAAAACUUUAAAGGAAUUGAUUCUAUUUUCUUUUGAGCCCUCCAUGAAGAGACAAAAUCAACGCAGCCACCAAAGUUCUUCAUUUCUGAAGCAAGCAGCUGAGAGGUUUAAGCCUCCUAAAUGUGCUCUUAAUUCUGGUUUAAUUGGACAGAAGGGAAAUUGCUUCAGGAUGGAAUAAUAAUCAAAAAUAAAAGUUGUCAUUCUGAAUAUAGACCUCUAACAAUAACAAAGUUUUAUAAGAAAAUUAUUUGAAUCAAAGCAUAAUGUGCAUAGCUUUGUAUGUGGGAUACAUUCUAAGAAUAGCUUUUGUUUACAGUCUAAUUAUUCAGCUUGGGAAUAACUUUUUAAAAACUAAUAUACCACUUCAAAGAUAGGUUAUAUUCAGAGAAUAACAUAGCAAGAGCCCCUAGAAAUGUUUUUAAUAGGCUUAUGCAUAAGCAAAUUAAAAUAGUUUCUUUUUUAAGUUUAGAUAUUCUAUAGCCAAAAAUCAUUGCAUUCAUAUAUCAGUCCUUGGAAAAUAAGACUAAAUUAUCAAGCAUUUUGGAUUUUUUCCAAAGGAUCCUAAACUGCAAGACACAUUUAGAUGGGAAAUUUAUUUUAAUUGCUUAACUAUUACCCUAGUUUAGUAAACUAUACGUCAGUCAAUUAUGGCUAAAAUGCUUUUCUUGAACACUUUCCUUUUCCUAAACUAACACAUUGUAUCUGUAACUAUUCAGUAAUAUCUCUCAAAAAGUAGGUAUUAAUAUUUGGAUAUCAAUAUAGUAAGAGUUGUAUAAUCAUACUUGUCUCACCUUGAUUUUCCAAUUCAUGGCUGAGUUCUUAAUGAAUUGCUUCACUCUACACACACCUACCUGCCUCACCUGUGCCUCCUAAGGAGUGAAGAGACACAAAGGACUAAGGGAUCACAAGAACUACCAACACUUCACUACGUUUCUGUUCUAUUCACUUUUGCCCCUAGAACACACACAUGUUAUGCUUUACUUUAGAGUAAUCUGAUUUAUAUAGAUUAGUAAUUUGCCACAUUGUGUGGAGUGGAUUCCUAACAACCGAGAGACACUGAGUUCUCUUUUUAUGGAGCAAGAAUAUAAAAUAUCCCAUGAAACUUGAAAUUUUAUUCCUAAAUUCAAAGCUGGUUUCAGACAGAAUCUGCUACGAAGGUUAAGGUUAAUUUUAUCAAACUUAAAUACUUAAACUUAUAUACUUAAACUUAUGAAGAAUAAAUGAAACAUAAACCUCCCUUUAAAUACCUUUGGAAAGAAAAAAAAUGGAAACAAAGGCCCUGUCUCUUUUAUUGACAUUUCAAUGCAUUAUGGAGGGUGGGGUAUAAGGUGGAUAGACAGAUAGAUGAUAGAUAGGUAGAUAGAUGACUUUGACUGGAAAGAGUAAAAGAAAAAGUUAUACCCAAAGCUUCCUUUUUGAUAGCUAUUCUAUAUGUUUUUGUGUAUAUUAGUCUUCCCUUAUCUGUGGUUUUACUUUCCACAGUUACUGCUACCUGUAGUAAACCAUGUCUGAAAAGAUUAAAUGGAAAGAUCUAGAAAUAACUAAUAAUUUUUCACUGUGCACACCCUUUAAGAGGAAAAUCUCUCACCCACUCACUCUACCUUAUCUAAAACAUGAAUCACCCUUUGUCUAACGUGUCCAUGUUGUAUAUGCUACCCUCUCACUGGUCACUUAGUAGUCAUUCAAGUUACAACGCUUGUUGCCACAGUAACCCAGGGCUUCAAUUUAACCUUUGUGUUGUAGCCUAAGGCUGUGCACAAUGCCAGUAUGACCUCAGGUAGCGCUGUGCCAUCUCAUAUCACCAAUUAGUAAAGUACUAUAAGACACUUCAAAAGAGAGACCACAUUCACACAACUCUUAACUAUAAUGUUUUGUCAUAAUCGUUCGAUUGCAUUAAUAGUUACUAUUGUUAAUUUAUUACCAUACCUACUUUAUAAACUGUAUCAUAUGUGUGUAUAUAUAGGAAUAAAUAGGCUAUACAGUUAGUAAUCAC